AUGGAAACUCCACACUAUGACACUGCUGUUGUUGGGCUUGGAUGUGCUGGGCUCGGCAUUUCGUAUUAUUUCACAAUGAAAGGAUGCAAAGUAAUCGGAUUAGAGAAAAACUCGGACUCUGGUGCAAUGGGGACCUCUUCUUAUGGUUUUACAAGAAUUUGGAGAGUAACACAUGCUGAUAAGCUCAGAAACGACAUGAUGAGAGAAUCACUGAAGCUGUGGAGAGAGAUAGAACUAGCUGUUGGCAAAACUCUGUUGGAGAACGGAGCUAUUCUGAAUUUCGGACACCCAGAUUCUGAGUUUUUGAAGGGAAUAUUCAGUCAAUUCCCUGAUGAUCCAGUCAUUGAUGGUGAUGAAAUUAUGAAGAAGUAUCCUGCUUUCAAAAAUGUUCCGAAAGAUUAUAUUGGAAUGGUUACUGAUACAGAUUGAGGAGUAAUGAGAUCUAACGAAUGUCUGCAAGCUGUUAAGCAUCUCUGAUUAGAGCAAGGAGCUAAUUUCCAAUAUAACAGUCAUGUGGUGAAGAUCGAGAAUGAUGCCCAAACUGGGUACUUUAUCAUAACUCUUAGAGACGGGAGUCAGUACAUAGCUAGGAAUGUUAUUGUAGCCUGUGGCUAUCAGACAGAUAAGCUCAAAGACGAAACUAUUGAAGUGAUGUCUUAUGAAGUAGAGAACUUUCACAUUGAAGAAGGUUAUCAAGGCUUACCAGAUGCAUUUCUAGAAGAUACUCCUGACCAUGUUUAUUAUGGGUUGAAGGACGGGGCUGAUCUGAAGUCAUAUAAGAUCGGUCUUCAUGAAGAGAGGAACAUAGAUGCGAUGAUGAGCUAUUUCCAAAAUCGAUUUGAUACGAAUAUUCUCGGGCAUGCUGGAGAAAAUGAAAAGAAUAAACUGAAGAUAAAAGGCUCACAACCUUGAUUUUAUUCAUUUGGGAAAGACAAGAAAUAUAAUUACUCAAGAGGAGCUAAUGGAGUUUACUAUGCCUAUGGAUUCACAGGCACUGGAUUCAAGUUCUUACCUCUCCAUGGGAAGAUUAUGUACAGUCUUGUGGAAGGUGAAGAUACAGGCUUAGAUUACCCAUGGCUUAAGAGAGAAGUCAUGAUUGCAAGAAUUUAA
This is a messenger RNA of Moneuplotes crassus, 1110 nucleotides long. Lineage: Eukaryota; Ciliophora; Spirotrichea; Euplotida; Euplotidae. The record is from the annotation of a GenBank genome assembly.